AUGUCAGAAACAGUUGCAAUGACACAGCCUUCUCCACUGGUUCGGGGUCGGCCACGAAGCAAUUCGAUGCCGGCAUUCUCUCCAGACACUACUCCAGUCGUAAAACAAUACCAAAGACGGAGAUCCGUCUACCAAUCACUCGCCGCACUAAACCCGCUCGACUUCCUUCACCUCCAUCGAGAAAAAUUCAGGCCUGCCCCCACGCAGCCAAGUAGGGCUGAGAAGAAAGAGAGUCUAGGUGCCCCCAAGGGACUUGCAUCCCGAGGUUUUAAGUUUAGCCUACGACGAAGAAGAGGCCCUGCAAGCCGUGUAGUCAUCCACCAAACCAAGUUGCCUGUUGUCAUCCGCGAGGCAGAGGUAGAGGAUGAAUUACCAACAUACGAAGAAUCUGUCUCUCAAGACAGCUGUAUGAAUUGCGAUGCUGUGGACUCAGCCGCAACCACUACAGAAGAUACCAUAACAGUAUGUCAACCACCAAGCUCACAACCAGAAACAAUCAUCGACACGGUACCCGUUGUCGUAUCAUCCCAAAAAGCGAAUCUUAUAGAAGCUGAGACAACUACAAUUAUCACAGAGACUACCAAGCUAUCGCAUAUACAACCAUUAGAGUUACCACGUUAUGGUCCAACAACAACUUUUUAUCCGGGAGGAUACGUCCCACCACCACAUCCUCCUCAUGGUAUAGCUUGGCAUAACACUUUAACUCGUCCGUAUAAUGCUUUGAAUGCUUACUUUGGUAGUCCUCAUUGCCCACGUCUAACCGGCCAAUGCUGCAAAUGCGGUGCAAUGAGGGGUGUCUGUCGCCACUUCAACGCAGAGUGGCAGGUCCCUCACAGUUUUGUAAGCCGUUUAAUCACCGGGUCAGGUAAUAAUGGGAUGUUCUCGUCUUACAAUGGGGUUAACUACGGCUUCUACCCUGGUGAUGGCCAAGACUGGGAUUGGACUGCCCUUGAAGGUGUCAUCAACCUAAUGGGUGUCACAAUGGGCAUACAUGUUGUAGGCACGUUGGUAGGGGACACUGGUGGAGUGGCCAUGGAAGAAAACGGGAUUACUACGGAGGAACAGGAUGUUGCGAAGGGUGUGGACACAGUUCUGGUAGAGAGGAAUGUGUAG
Messenger RNA from Orbilia oligospora ATCC 24927, 1113 nucleotides. RefSeq lists its product as uncharacterized. Bases 1 to 1113 code for a protein of 370 amino acids. The record is from RefSeq and is a predicted model, not a curated record. NCBI's taxonomy places the organism in Eukaryota, Fungi, Ascomycota, Orbiliomycetes, Orbiliales, Orbiliaceae. The transcript is spliced from 2 exons.